This is a messenger RNA of Peniophora sp. CBMAI 1063, 201 nucleotides long. The record is from the annotation of a GenBank genome assembly. NCBI's taxonomy places the organism in Eukaryota, Fungi, Basidiomycota, Agaricomycetes, Russulales, Peniophoraceae.
AUGUCCGACUACAAGAAGGGUGACCGCGUCGAGUACCGCCCGAUCGGUGGUUCGAGCGACAACGUCGCGCACUCGGUCGGCACCAUCACGGGGACGGUUCAAGAAGAAGGUGUCGACAAGUACACCAUCCGCAAUGAGAACACCGGCAAGGAGACCACUUAUCAGGCUAUGAACAUCGUUGGCAAAACUAGCGACAAGUAG